Molecule: messenger RNA, 1885 nt
Organism: Drosophila grimshawi
Lineage: Eukaryota; Metazoa; Arthropoda; Insecta; Diptera; Drosophilidae
Product: antichymotrypsin-2
Exons: 3
Coding region: 149-1726 (525 amino acids)
Molecular function (GO): serine-type endopeptidase inhibitor activity
Source: RefSeq, a predicted model, not a curated record
AAAGCUGCGGCCGAGCUGAGCGGCUCUUUAGACGGACGACGGAGCCAAACGAGACAACGCAGCGCAACGCAAAAAAAAAAGAAAAGAAAAAAAGCAAUAAAAAAGUAGUAAACGAGUUUUCCCUCCACCCAGAGAAUAAUUGGCAGCCAUGUCGUGCAAGUAUUCGUCAGCAAUUUUACUACUAUUCAGCCUGUGCCUGUUCCUGUUCCUGUUCUCCGGCUCCGUUGCCUCCACGGGCAUCUAUGCUAGAGUCAACAACGUUGUCUACACCAAUAAUGCUUGGCUCUCCAAUCAGCCAAUCGACAUCCGGAGCAGAUCUGGUGCCAGAGCAGUAAAACCAACUGAACAGGAUCAGCAAAAUCCGCAGCAAGACCCCCAAUUAACAGCUCAGCAGUCAUGGAAUAGUCAACGCAGUGCUCAACGUCCCGAAACAUCUGCUGGUACGGUUAAUCUAGUCCCGAAGACGCAAUUGCAGCAGCCAAAUUCAGCUCCAGCUCUAGCUACCGCUCCAGCAGUCACUGUGCUCGGCGUUGAUAGACCAAAUCAGGCAUCUGUCCAGCCAUCCAGUUCGUCGAGUCCCACCCGUCCACCAGCGCAUUAUAACUACCGCGAACGCUUUAGCUCCAAGCUCUUUCAGCCAAUCGCACGCAACAAUGCGCGAAAGAAUGUGGUCUUCUCCCCAGCAUCGAUGCAUUCCAUGCUGGGCUUGCUCUAUAGCGUUUCUAGUGGCCAGACCAGCGACGAACUGCAGCGAGCGGGUAAUUUUGACAUAGGUAAAAUUGAGGUGGCCAUGGACUUUAAGAAUGUCGAUCAGCAGCAUAAGAAGCUGGUGAACACGCGGCUGAUUGUGGCCAAUAAGCUGUACUACAAUCGUGAGCUGUCCGCACCGAAUGAUAGGUAUGAAGCCUUUGCACUUGAAUACUAUAAUUCCGAAAUUGAGGCGGUCGAUAUGAAGAAGCCCCGGAAUACGGCAGCAGAGAUCAAUCAAUGGGUGUCUCGAGCGACGAACAAAAUUAUAAGAGAACUGGUCAGUCCGAGUGAUAUUGAUGAGCAGACGGAGGCCAUGAUGGUUGAUGCCAUCUAUUUUAAGGCGCGCUGGGCCAAUGAGUUCUCCGCAAUGGACACCACACCGGCGAAGUUCCGCCUGAAUGGGGUCACGCCCAUUACGGUGCCCAUGAUGUAUAACGAUGAUAUCUUUGCCUAUGCACAGCUCCCGGAACUGGAUGCGACAGCGCUAGAGUUGCCUUAUGUGGACAACGACGCGUCCAUGCUUCUGAUUCUGCCCAAUCAGCCAAAUGGCCUGGCGCAGCUGGAACGGAACUUGGCAAGUACCAAUCACGAUCUAAACGCAAUUGCCGCUAGAUUGCGCCGUGAAAUGGUCACGGUGCGUGUGCCCAAGUUUCGCAUUGAGUUCGAGCAGGAUAUGUCGGGACCGCUGCAGGAGCUGGGCGUGCGUCGCAUGUUCACCAAACAGUCGGAGGUGGAUGCGAUGCUCAUGCAACCGGUGCGUGUCUCCAAGGUACUGCAGAAGGCCUUCAUCGAUGUGAACGAGGCGGGUUCCGAGGCGGCUGCCGCAUCUUAUGCCAAGUUUGUGCCUCUCUCGCUGCCGGUGCAAUCGCUCGAGUUUACUGCCGAUCAUCCCUUCCUAUUCGCCAUACGCACUCCCGAAACGGUGCUCUUCAUCGGUCACGUAGUGCAACCGCUCCAGGCGACUAGGAGCCAAUAAAUAUCAAGACACACCCCUUUUCCCCACCACCAUGUAAGCCGCUUCAAUGCGGCGUCCCUAGCCCCUAAGUUAAGUGUACGCAUUUGCUACUUUUAAUACAACAUACUCGUAAUUUUUACUUAUAAUACAUCUUGAACUUUUUUCAACAUAUAUUCGUAA